This is a messenger RNA of Saccostrea echinata, 1590 nucleotides long. Its product is annotated as organic cation transporter protein-like. Gene Ontology annotation, biological process: transmembrane transport. Gene Ontology annotation, cellular component: membrane. The transcript has 9 exons. Gene Ontology annotation, molecular function: transmembrane transporter activity. Lineage: Eukaryota; Metazoa; Mollusca; Bivalvia; Ostreida; Ostreidae. The coding region runs from base 1 to 1590 and encodes 529 amino acids. The record is from RefSeq and is a predicted model, not a curated record.
AUGAAGUUUGACGAUAUUUUUAAAGAAAUAGGAGAAUUUGGCCCAUAUCAGAGACGUAAUUACGCAUUGUUAAUUAUAGGAUGGAUGAUAACGGGUCCUAUAAUGACUUUUUCUGUGUUUGUUUUAGGACUUCCAGAUCACAGAUGCAAAAUUCCUGAGCUUGACAAUGACACAUACGCCGUCCAGGGAACACAGCACAGUGUUCUUAUUCACAAUUACAUUCCUUUAGAUGGAGAUGGAGAGUAUGAAAAAUGUUCCAUGUACGAUAUCAGCCAAUCAGCGACGAAGUUUGACAACAAAAGUCGACCAAUUAACGCUACAAGAAUAAAAUGUACGGCUUGGGUUUAUAGCAAAGAUGUCUUCUAUGACACCUUUGUUAUGAAGGAAAAUCUGGUAUGUGAUGAUAAAUAUAAAAUUUCGCUCUCAAAGACGAUUUUCUUUGCCGGUGUUUUGACGGGAUCCUUCGUGUUCGGAAUGAUAUCGGACAGAAUAGGACGCCGGAAGACGCUUUUAAUUUCAAUUCUGUUUGAGCUGUCAUCAACCCUUGCAUUGGCGUGGUCAUACAAUUACGUCAUGUACGUCAUUCUAUGUUUCUGUUCUGGGGCAGCAUGCGUCGGAUUGUUUAUGACGUCAUAUGUCAUAGGAAUAGAAUGGGUCGGACCCUCAAUGAGGACCUACGCCAGUUUGAUUAUAGCAUUCUUUGGACCCGUAGGAGAGUUAUACCUAAUAUUGAUCUCCUAUUUCGCUAGAGACUGGUUUUGGAUAUUUAUUGGAAUAUCUCUUCCGUUUGGAAUAGACGCACUUAUUUGGUGGUUUAUUCCCGAGUCGCCGCGUUGGCUUUUUAGCCAAGGGAGAAACAAAGAUGCCGCCCGAAUUUUAGAAAAGGCGGCAAAAUACAACAAAAGAGAAGUUUCCUCAAAGAUGCUAGAGGAUGUUGUGAUAGAGAAGAAAGAAGCUGGAAAAAUAUGGCUUUUAUUUUCGGAUCGACGCCUCGGUAUAAGAACGAUCAUCCUAUUUUAUAACUGGAUGGUUGCUAGCAUGGUGUUCUAUGGCCUCUCUCUGAACACAGGGAUUCUGUAUGGCGAUUAUUACGUUAACUUUCUCAUUGUUGUGCUGGUGGAGUUUCCAGGCCAUGUUCUACCUUUAUUGAUGAUUGACAGAUUCGGAAGAAAAAGAAGUCACAUUAUCUAUAUGGCUGUCGGUGGUUUAGCUUGCCUGAGCACCAUAUUUACAGUAAACUUUGGCGGAGAAGAUUUACAAAUGCUUACGACAGCUUUAGCAAUGGUUGGUAAAAUGUUUGCCACUGCUGCUUUCGCAACGAUCUAUAUAAUCUCUGCAGAACUUUACCCCACGGCAAUUCGGAAUGUUGGGAUGGGUUCCAGCUCCUGCUGGGCUCGAGCUGGUGGAAUGAUUUCACCAUUUAUUGCAGACACAGCAGAUUUAGUGGGCGGUACUAGCGGAACUGCAAUACCAUUGGUGAUAUUUGGAGGGGCGUGCCUCAUUGCCGCGGGGCUUACCCUUAUUCUUCCGGAAACGCUACAUCAGCUGCUACCAGAAACCAUUGAAGAUGGGAAAAAUUUUACAACGUAA